AUGUCCACACAUACUCGCCCCUCGUCGCCCUUCACCAGCGAGUUUGACGAGCUUGUGCAAAGCCUUUUGCAAGAAUGGCAUGUUCCGGGUCUUGCCAUCGCCGUCAUUAACGGCGACUCGACCUUCUCCAAGGGCUAUGGACAUGCUAUCUUGCCUAAUACGAAGGUUACGCCAGAGACAGUUUUCUUCACGGCUAGCACCACCAAAUCCUUCACUGCUGCCAGCGUCUCGCUACUUGUCGAUGACGCCGCGUCGCAUCGCCUCUCAAGAUCUGUUCCGCCGGACUUCUCAUUGACCUCGACUGUUUCGUCUGUGAUACCGGAUGAUUUUGCUCUAGACGAUGAAUAUACAACAUUAAAUGCCACCUUUGAAGAUGCCCUCAGCAACAGAGUUGGCCUGCCAGAUCACUUAUACAGCUUCAAACCGAGGACAGUGCCAGUCAAAGAAGUAAUACAGUCUUUGAGGUACCUUCCUCGAGCUGCAGAGCUCCGUUCCCAGUUUUUUUAUAGCAGUUAUAUGUUUUCUGCAGUCUCAUAUGCAAUCGAGAAGAUGACCGGUAGCGGGCUAGGAGAUUUCAUGAGAGAAAGGCUCUGGGGACCGCUAGGAAUGACCCGUACUUAUUGGACACCGCAAGAAGCGAUAGAGGCUGCUAGUUCAGGAACAGUUCUAGCUCGUGGCUACGCAUGGGACUCUUCGUCGGAUAAAUACGUUGAAGAGGCCAUUCCUGACUUUCCAGCCGUGUCAGGGGCGGGAGCAAUGAUCAGCAACGUUCUGGAUUACGUGAAAUGGCUACGAUGUAUGAUGACGCAGUCUCCUCCUCUCAGCCAUGCUUCCCAUCAGAUGCUCAUCGAACCACGCAUCCCCUUUCAAAACCCCGGCACCAUUCCGUUUCCUGCGCCCCACGCCUACGCCCUUGGGUGGAGAAUUGAUGAGUACCAAGGUCACCGCAUUAUCUGGCAUACUGGCGGCUGGACUGGGUUCGGUUGUACUAUGAUGUACCUUCCUGAUCUCCAAUGGGGCUUAGUCAUGAUGAGCAACAUGGCAGUGCCCAGUAACUUUCUCCAAACGGUUCUAUACAUGCAUUUACUAGACGAACUUCUUAACACGCCACUGGGUGAUCAGAUGGACUGGAACUCUGAGUUUAAGGAGCGCCGGAAUCGAAGCAGGGAUGGAAAUACCCAUGCUUUAUCACGUCUCUACCCUGAUUUGCCUUCAACUACUUCCCCGCCCUCUCUCCCCUUGGAAGCAUUUGCGGGCCAAUAUCAGCAUGCUGGCUACGGUGAAAUGCUUUUUGAGCUGCACGGAAACGAGCUCGUAGCUCAGCGCCUUGCUUAUGAAAUCCCCAUGGUCGUACGGAUGACUCACGUUCAUGAAGACUCCUGGCUGGCAAAAUUGGAGAUCGUCAAUAAAGACCCGCAAGACCAACCAGCCGUUAGGGCAGAAUUUCAAAUUGCAGAUGGCGUCGCAACACGCGUAGGGUUGGAUUUGGAACCUGCCCUUGACGGCAAGAAGAUAUGGCAAGCGCCGGAAAAGGGCCGACCCCGCAGCGCGACGCAUGACGCAGCGUCUCCAACCUUGAACAACUUUAUCGAAACAUCCAACUGUCAACAUUCUGGAGCCGACAAGGCUGCAAAUCUCGGCCACGCGCGCACCAAGGUCCUUGAGGCUGCCAAGGCAGGCGCCUCCCUAGUCGUCCUGCCCGAGUGCUUCAACUCGCCGUACGGCACGCAAUACUUUCCCAAUUACGCCGAGACUCUCCUCCCUUCGCCACCCACCAAAGAACAGUCCCCUUCGUAUCAUGCGCUGUCAGACCUCGCCGCCGAGGCCAAGACCUAUCUUGUCGGCGGCAGUAUACCCGAACUCGAACCCUCUACGCAGAAAUACUACAACACUUCCCUGGUGUUUUCCCCGACAGGCGCGCUGAUCGGAACUCAUCGCAAAACACACUUGUUCGAUAUAGAUAUUCCCGGAAAGAUCACGUUCAAAGAGAGCGAAGUGCUGUCUGCCGGAAACAAGGUCACUAUAAUUGAUUUGCCAGAGUACGGCAAGAUCGGACUGGCCAUUUGUUACGACGUCCGCUUCCCUGAGCUAGCUAUGGUUGCAGCCCGUAAAGGAGCAUUCUUGCUCGUCUACCCGGGUGCCUUCAACAUGACAACGGGACCACUACACUGGUCGUUGCUAGGACGUGCGCGAGCUAUCGACAACCAGACGUACGUCGCCAUGUGCUCGCCAGCGAGAGACUUGACUGCUACGUACCACGCAUGGGGCCACAGCUUCGUUGCAAAUCCAAACGCCGACAUUGUUGGCGAAUUAGAAGAAAAGGAGGAUAUCGUGUAUGCUGAUUUGGACAACGAGACCCUUGCGUCUGCGAGGAAAGGCAUUCCGGUGACGACGCAGCGGCGGUUUGACGUGUAUCCUGAUGUGACAAUGUCCAGCACCACCAAGGGAAAGAAGAGCGGUCGCUCCGCCAUCGCCGAUGUCGUGUCGCGCGAGUACACCAUCCACUUGCACAAGAGAGUGCACGGUGUCUCCUUCAAGAAGCGUGCUCCCCGCGCCAUCAAGGAGAUCCGCGCUUUCACCGAGCAAGCCAUGGGUACCAAGGAUGUCCGCCUCGACCCCCAGUUGAACAAGAAGGUCUGGGAAGCCGGUAUCAAGGGUGUCCCAUUCCGCCUCCGUGUCCGCAUCAGCCGCAAGCGUAACGACGAGGAGGGUGCCCAGGAGAAGCUGUACAGCUACGUCCAGGCUGUCAACGUCAAGGAGGCCAAGGGCCUGAACACCACUGUUGUCGAGGAUGCUUAG
Messenger RNA from Talaromyces rugulosus, 2799 nucleotides. RefSeq lists its product as uncharacterized. Gene Ontology annotation, molecular function: omega-amidase activity; structural constituent of ribosome. Gene Ontology annotation, cellular component: ribosome; mitochondrion. Bases 1 to 2799 code for a protein of 932 amino acids. The record is from RefSeq and is a predicted model, not a curated record. Lineage: Eukaryota; Fungi; Ascomycota; Eurotiomycetes; Eurotiales; Trichocomaceae. Gene Ontology annotation, biological process: translation; L-glutamine metabolic process; oxaloacetate metabolic process. The transcript is spliced from 7 exons.